UGCGUGCGCAGCUCCAGCCCUGCACGCGCGCGUCGGGAGCGCACAGGGGGCGCACCGGGAUCACUUUGCUCCAGACCCUCGGAACUGUCGGUCGCAGCAGCUUCUCGGAGCGAGGAAUUCGGGGAGUGGAGGUUCCUGCUGUCGCUGGUUCUAACGGCGUUUGCGCUGCGUCGCUCCGUCAGAAGCCGCUGAGACGGAGCACUCGAGCGGAGGCUGCGGCUGCGCUGCGACCGCUGUAACGGCUGCUUCUCCGCGUCUGCUGCUUGGAACUACGGCCGCUCCACAAGUCCGAGGUUCCACCGAGAGGCGCGCGCGCGGCUGCGGGUUCCAGCGGAUUCCUCCUUGUGGCGUCCGCUCCUUUUCUCCGCGUUUGGAUUAUUUUCUCCGCCGACGGACGCGAUGCCGAGUUGCUCCGUGACGGACGCGGGGAUCGGCUGCUGAAGCCGGACGCCGCGCGCCUGCGGCAGCCGCUGCGUUCACUUUGAGACGUUUUGCUUGUUGUUUUCGGCGGACGGAGCCUGGAGCCAAAGCGGACGUUGUGUUUGUGCUGAACCGUAAUCUCCACCAUGUGUGCGCCGUGCAGUGUGAUAGGGAUGCGCAGUGGAGUGCUAUUGUUCCUCCUCACCCAGGUCGCCUCCGUGGCUCCGUUGACUCAGACCGAUAAAUGCGGAGGGAGCAUCGACAUCCACAGCGCGGACUACCUGACCUCCCCGGGGUAUCCCAGCGCCUACCCGCCCUCCCAGCAGUGCGUGUGGGUCAUCACUGCCCCCGAGCAGAGCCAGAAGAUCCUCAUCAACUUCAAUCCGCAUUUUGAUUUGGAGGACAGAGACUGCAAGUACGACUACGUGGAGGUUUACAACGGUGGGAACGAGGCUUCGCCCAUGGUCGGGAAGUUCUGCGGGAAGAUCGCUCCGUCUCCCAUCAUCUCCACCGGCAACCAGCUGCUCAUCAAGUUCGUGUCCGACUACGAGACCCACGGGGCGGGGUUCUCCGUUCGCUACGAGGUCUUCAAGACAGGUCCAGAAUGUUCCAGGAACUUCACGGCUCCCCGGGGGGUCAUCAAGACGCCGGGCUUCCCCGAGCGCUACCCCAACAACCUGGACUGCACCUUCAUGAUCUUCGCUCCCAAGAUGUCGGAGAUCGUGGUGGAGUUCGACAGCUUCGACAUGGAGCCCGACACCACGCCGCCGGCCGGGGCCCUGUGCCGCUUCGACUUCCUGGAGAUCUGGGACGGGUUCCCUGCAGUGGGCCCACACAUCGGCAGGUACUGCGGCCAGAUGUCUCCGGGCCAAGUCAUCUCCUACACCGGCAUCCUGUCCAUGACCAUCACCACUGACAGCGCCAUCGCCAGGGAGGGCUUCUCCGCCAACUACACCAUCCGCGAGCGCAGCCUGCUGCCGGGACACGAGGACGAGGAGUUUCACUGCAUGGAGCCGCUGGGCAUGGAGUCAGGAGACAUCACCCCCAAGCAGAUCAGCGCCUCGUCCCAGUACAACUCCAACUGGUCCCACGAACGCUCGCGCCUCAACUACAGGGAGAACGGCUGGACGCCGUCCGACGACACCGUCAGAGAGUGGAUACAGGUGGACCUGGGGUUCCUGCGCUUCGUCACGGCCAUCGGGACGCAGGGAGCGAUCUCCAAAGAGACCAAGAAGCACUACUACGUCCGCUCCUACAAGGUGGACCUGAGCUCCAAUGGAGAGGACUGGGUCACGGUCAAGGACGGCUCCAAGCAGAAGAUCUUUGAAGGGAACCAGAACGCGGUGGACGAGUUUCGCUCCUUCUUUCCAAAGCAGACUCUCACUCGCUACAUCCGCAUCCGCCCCAUGACCUGGGAGCAAGGCAUCUGCAUGCGCUUCGAGAUCUACGGCUGCAGGACGUCAGACUAUCCGUGCUCAGGGAUGCUGGGGAUGGUGUCGGGUCAGGUCUCAGAUGCUCAGAUCAACGCCUCGUCCUACGCCGACCGGGGCUGGGUGCCCGAGAACGCCCGUCUGCUGACGGGGCGGUCGGGCUGGACCGGCCAGCAAACCAAGCAGCCCUUCAAGAACGAGUGGCUCCAGGUGGAUCUGGGCCAGGACAAGAUGCUGAGCGGUUUGGUGAUCCAGGGCGGGAAGCACCGCGACAGAAACGUUUUCAUGAAGAGGUUCAAAGUGGGCCACAGCCGGGACGGGAAGGAGUGGACAAUAGUGAAGGAGGACAACAGCACCAGGCCCAAGAUUUUCAUCGGUAACCAGAACCACGACACCCCGGAGCUGAGAUCCGUGGGUCCGCUCCUGACCCGCUUCGUUAGGAUCUACCCGGAGCGAGCCACCAACGAGGGCCUGGGCCUGCGGCUGGAGCUGCUGGGCUGUGAGCUGGAUGUCAUCACCACCACGGCGCCUCCCACCACGCCCUCGGCCUCCACGCUGCCCAUGACCACGUUUGGGGCGACCACCACCGCACCCAUCACCGUCCCCGGCACCACGGCAGCGGCCAACUGUGAGGACGGACAGCAGGACUGCGGCCACACGGACGACUACAUCGUAGCAGAAGGCAACACGGCGGCCGACCCCAUCAUAGACUUCAUGCCAGCGUACGUGUGGUUCGCCUGCAACUUCGAGUACUCGUCCUUCUGCGGCUGGUCCAGCGAGGCAGAAACCGGCGCCGAGUGGCUGGUCCAGACCAACGGGGCUCCUUCAGUCCACAGGGGGCCGACACACGACCACACAGGCGGACCGGGGAACUUCAUCUACAUGCAGCUGACGGACGCCGAGGUUCGCAGUAAAACGGGCGACGGCGAGGACGCGGAGGAGAAGGCGGCGCGGCUGGUCAGCCUGCCCGUCACGGCGCCCGACGCCGACCUCUGCAUGUCCUUCUGGUACCACAUGUUCGGCGAGCACACGGGGGCGCUUCACAUCAAGCAGAGGAAGGAGGCCGAGGGGGGGCACCUCCUGUGGACCGUCAGCGGGCACCAGGGCAGCCGCUGGAGGGAGGGCCGGGUGCUGCUGCCGCGCUCCGCUGCCCCCUACCAGGUGGUGGUGGAAGGUGUAGCCGACAGACGCAGCACGGGACACAUCGCCGUGGACAACAUCCAGAUCAUGGACGGACUCGGCGCCGACGACUGUAAAGAUCCCGAAGCGCCGACGUCGCCGCCGACGGAGAUCUUCAUCCUCCGUAAGCAGCAGCUUCACUCCUCAGACCUCGGCAGCUGCCACAGUCAGUUAAACCCUCUUCUUCUCUCCCUCCCAGCGAUGGACUCGCUCUCGCAGGACACCGGCGAGCUGGGCGGGCCGGGCAACAUGCUGAAGACGCUGGACCCCAUCCUCAUCACCAUCAUCGCCAUGUCGGCGCUGGGCGUCUUCCUCGGCGCCAUCUGCGGCGUGGUGCUGUACUGCGCCUGCUCGCAGGGCACCAUGACCGAGAGGAACUUAUCCGCCCUGGAGAACUACAACUUUGAGCUGGUGGACGGCGUGAAGCUAAAGAAGGACAAGAUGAACGGACAGAACUACUCAGAGGCGUGAGGCGAGAGACGCGUGGACACGAGACGCAGCCAAUCACGAGGAGGAGCAGGGCUGAGGCCACGGGGCGCGGCGGCGGUGGGGGUUUAUUUCUCAGGAGCAGCAGUGAUGGACUGACCUGUAGGGGGCACUGUGUAUAAAGAAUCUGUACAGGAAAAAAAGAAGAAGAAGAAACUAAGGAUUCUAUUUGUUUUCAGUGUGCUUUGUUGAUUUAGUGUAAUCACAUGCUGGUGUUGAGACCAAUUCAGAUGAAAGUAUUGUUUGUGUACUUUAAGUGGAAAGAGACGUUUCCUUUUGUUGUUGUCGUCUGUUGUUUUCAGAUGUCGCUUUGACGUCUGGCUCUUCAGCUUCAGGCCAUAUGUUCCUGUGUGUGUGUGUGCGUGCGUGCGUGUGUGUGUGUGUGUGUGCAUUUGUCUGUGUAUUUGUGCGUUUGUGCGUGCGUGCGUGCGUGUGUAUUUGUGUGUGUGUGUGUUUGCGCGUGUAUUUGUGUGUGUGUGCGUGCGCGUGUAUUUGUCUGUGUAUUUGUGUGUGUGUGUGUGUGUGUGCGUGCGUGUGUAUUUGUGUGUGUGCGUGUGUGUUUGCGCAUGCGCGUGCGUGGGGCGGGUUCCGUCCGGGCCCGUUGACCUGUCUGGUUCCGACAGUGCCUUUUCCCCUCCAGUUUUCUGUUGCCUUGUGUUCUCAUGGUCCAGGGUUCCUACGAGGCGUCGCACGUUUCCAGGCUGAGAGCAGGUUCUGCCUCGUAUCAGGUCGUCUCGUCUUCAUGACACAGAUGAACCUUUAGGAGACGCUAACGUAGAGAAGGUGUGGGAGCCCUGAAUGCCUCAUGACUCAUCCACAUAUUGUACAUAGGUUUUAAUAUAUUUGAGCACCUGUUUUUCUAUAGUAAAAGACGCCGGUGCUGCAGUAUCCUGUCAAAUGUACAGAGACGCUACUCCAGCUGCAGCUUUGGGGGUUUGAUGUCAGCAGAGAACAGCUUUUGUGUACAGGGUAAAUGAACAACCUCUGCGGAUCAUCAGGACUGACACGGCCCCACAGGAAGUGACUGAUUGACCUUUGACCUGCAGCCUGUGCAGCAGCUCUGGCCUCUUCUCUCUUCUGAACCCGUGGAGCUCUGGGGUUUUGAUCAGGUCGUAUUCAGGAGAAACUCCACAUCUGCAGCCUCAUUUGCAUCUAGUCCUGUUUUCAGUCUCAUUCCCACCUACACUUCCCUGUUUACGCUCCAGCACCUCUGGGGACACUGUGAGGACACAUCAUGGAUAUCCAGGGAAACGGGGCAGAACUUUACCAACGGAGGCUGCUGAGCUGUGUGUGGCUUUGUGUUUGAGCUUGUGUAGAUAAAGGCCACGUGAGCGAGCUGUGGCCUUUCCCUGUCAUGUGUGACAACGCGCAGACACUUGUAGCAUAAUGUGGCUUCAGCCGUUGAUUUCGCCUCAAUGCGCAUUUCUUUCAUUUUAAAAGGAAACAUUGAAGACGUGUCUUAGUGUCGCUCCCUCGUCGCUCCUCGACCGCCCCGGUUGGAAACGACCCGCAGACGUUCUGCAGACGCCAGGAUUUCACAGACAGGAAAGGAAGGAUGCUGCAGCACUACACGUGAAAACAAACGUUGCACUGAUAUAUUUAAAAAAUCUGUUUAUGAUGUUGAUUUAUGGAAGGACAGAAGGACGGAGGACGCUGUUAUUGUUGCUUUGUUACAACACGGUUUCAGAUGAAAAGGGUAGAAUUCUGAAAUGUACAAUAUACAGAGAUGUUUUUCAUUCUUGAAAAAGCUUAUAUGCGUCUCUUUGAAACGUAACAACUUUAUUUACUUGGUAUACGGUAAUAUCACCUUGUGUUUUUGUACUGUCACUGAUUUACGUGCCAUUGUUUGGGUUUUUUAUUUUCUUUGUAUGAAAAGAAAAAAGUUUUAUUUUCAAUACUGCUUCUGUAUUUUUGCUCUCAGUCCAGAAAAAAGAAGAAAGGAAAGUAAAAAAAUGGAAAAGCAGUGAGGCCUUAAGUGACUAAAAGUAUUGUUUGUACUUUGACUCAGCUCCGGACUCAUCGUCUCUGUUGUCUCAGACUCGUCAUUGACUAUUACAUUCCAAAGAAUUGGAUCAAAUAAAUGUUUUAAAUAAAAA
Molecule: messenger RNA, 5611 nt
Organism: Betta splendens (Siamese fighting fish)
Lineage: Eukaryota; Metazoa; Chordata; Actinopteri; Anabantiformes; Osphronemidae
Product: neuropilin-1a-like
Exons: 17
Coding region: 567-3500 (977 amino acids)
Biological process (GO): angiogenesis; axon guidance; vascular endothelial growth factor signaling pathway
Cellular component (GO): membrane
Molecular function (GO): vascular endothelial growth factor receptor activity; semaphorin receptor activity
Source: RefSeq, a predicted model, not a curated record